CAUCAAGUUAUCAUCAAUUCCUGUUGCUAUCCACUACUGAUCCGCUUGGGAGGAAAAGCAGCCCCUCACCCUGCAACUCCCAACAGAUUGAAAUGGCGAUUUCAUUGACUUCUCUCACCGCAUCCUUCGCCUCUCUCUCCUUCUCCUCUCACGUCUCACAGAGGCCCCGUGCGCUGUCGUUUACCCAUUCCAAUCGCCUCUCUCUGUCUCAUACGCGCAAAAUCCCUAGCUUCGUCGUAGUGGCCUCCGCCGUGGAGGCAGCUCCCUUGACCGAGGAUCUGGAAACCGCUGACCUCCAGAAGUAUGUCAAGUCCAGGCUUCCUGGUGGCUUCGCCGCCCAAACUAUAUUCGGAACUGGCCGCCGCAAGUCCGCCAGUGCUCGCGUCGUCCUCAAGGAAGGUUCCGGCAAAGUCAUCAUAAACUAUCGCGACGCCAAGGAAUAUCUUCAAGGAAACCCAUUGUGGAUUCAGUAUGUUAGAACUCCGUUGGUAGUUUUAGGAUAUGAAAGUAGUUAUGAUGUUUUUGUCAAGGCACAAGGUGGUGGUCUUUCUGGACAGGCCCAAGCAAUCUCCCUUGGCAUUGCUCGUGCUCUACUGAAAGUGAGCGAGAGCCAUAGAAAACCUUUGAGAGAAGAAGGCCUACUGACCAGAGACUCGAGAGUAGUGGAAAGGAAGAAAGUUGGUCUCAAGAAAGCUCGGAAAGCUCCACAAUAUUCCAAACGUUGAGAUAUUUUGGAUGAUCAUAGGCGAAGCAGUAGGAUUGCUGAUCAUGUAUGGUAUAUCCAAGAGUUUAAGAUGAACUAAUGAGCUAUAUUUUGAGAUAUAUUCCUUGUAAAUUACUCAUUAUGUUGUAGUGUUUUAAAUGAAGAAGAGAACUCAAUUGUCUUGUUACCUGAAAUUACCAUUUUUUUCCUGCUUUUUUCAGUUGGACAAUAACCUUCAUCCUUUGUAGUUUGUAGAAUGAAUCCAAUAUUGUCCAACAAAGAAAUUGAUUUUGAAUUU
Messenger RNA from Ipomoea nil (Japanese morning glory), 1001 nucleotides. RefSeq names its product 30S ribosomal protein S9, chloroplastic. Gene Ontology annotation, molecular function: RNA binding; structural constituent of ribosome. Gene Ontology annotation, biological process: translation. Gene Ontology annotation, cellular component: mitochondrial small ribosomal subunit; ribosome; plastid small ribosomal subunit. The transcript has 3 exons. The record is from RefSeq and is a predicted model, not a curated record. Bases 93 to 725 code for a protein of 210 amino acids. NCBI's taxonomy places the organism in Eukaryota, Viridiplantae, Streptophyta, Magnoliopsida, Solanales, Convolvulaceae.